UUUUUCACACGAUUGUGUUGGUAUAAAAGAGCAUCAUAAUCCUCCCUUGGUCAUUGUGGGUCAACCACAAGGGCUUGGAACCAAAACUGGCGAUGUUGCAAGUUCUUAUUGUGGCCGUUGUCUUGGCAGGCUCCAAUGCUGCCCUGCAGUUUGCCUCCUACUACCAGGACCACAUGGUUCUACAGAGAGGUCCUCAGCGGGCUGUCAUCUGGGGACAUGCCACCAAAAUAGGGGACACUGUCACAGUGGCCGUCGUAGGUCAUGGCUCAGCCACCGGAAGUGUUUUCAGAGAUUCUGCAGGACAUGGGAUGUGGAAGGUCAAGCUUCCGGUUAUGACGGCCAAGGGUCCUUUCACCGUGUCCGCCAGAUCGAGUGAGGGGACAGUGACCAUCACAGAUGUCCUCUUCGGGGAUGUCUGGCUGUGUGGAGGGCAAAGUAACAUGGAGUUUCCUCUUGGACAUGUAUUUAAUUCCACUGCUGAAAUAGCAGCAUCACUGAAGUAUGGCGACAUUCGGAUCAUGCGAGUUGGUAACCAUCAGUCGACAACGCCUUUCACAGAAUUUCAGGCAAAUGGAAUAUCUGUAAAGUGGACAAGACCAACCAAAGGUGCUGUCACCUAUUUUUCUGCUGUGUGCUGGUUCUUCGGCGAGAAUAUCCAAGCUGACAGAAAGUAUCCGAUUGGUUUGAUCGAGUCCAACUGGGGAGGUACGCCUAUCGAAGCCUGGUCCUCUCCCGAUGCCUUAUCAGCCUGCUCCCAUCACAGAAAACGAGGUCCAGUCGCACAUUCUGUUCUCUGGAACCCAAUGAUCAAACCUCUCCUUGGCCUUACCAUAUAUGGAGCCAUCUGGUACCAAGGUGAAAAUAACGCCUGGCGACCUGAACCGUAUUCAUGUCAGUUCCAGGCAUUGAUCAACGACUGGCGACACAAGUUUAACAAGGAAUCUUUGGGAGAAACGAGCGCUACCUUCCCAUUUGGUUUCGUCCAGCUGGCUGCGUAUCGUCAGAGUGCUACAACUAUCGGAGGCUUCCCUGGACUUAGAUGGGCCCAGACAGCGAACCAUGGCACCGUUCCUAAUCAGGAUCUUAAGAAUGUCUUCAUGGCGGUUGCUAUGGAUCUACCUGACUUCAGUUCGCCAUACGGAUCCAUCCAUCCCCGGUACAAGCAAGAUGUUGCUAGGCGACUGGUUCUGGCUGCACGAGGAGUAGCUUACCACGAACAAUGGGUUCACUACCAGGGUCCUUAUCCUAAGACUGUAACAGACAAUACAGCCCACCACACAAUCAACAUCAUCUACAACUAUGGCCCCAUAAGGGUCAACUCGAACAAUGGAUUUGAGGUCUGUUGUUCAGCUGAUGCAACGUGUGGCCCUCUAGAUACUUGGAUAGCUGCACCGAUCCAAUCCCACCAAGACAACCAGGUAGUUCUCUCUACAACAUCCUGUAAUCGCAAGGUUGUGGGUGUGCGGUACGCCUGGAGAGAGAGCCCCUGUGACUACAAGAAGUGCGCCAUAUAUGGGAAGGAUACGUCACUUCCGGCUCCCCCAUUCUUACACACCAACAAUUUCGGAUCUGGACCUAUUAUUGGUUAAUAAAUCUGAUCAUGCUUG
Molecule: messenger RNA, 1607 nt
Organism: Haliotis rufescens (red abalone)
Lineage: Eukaryota; Metazoa; Mollusca; Gastropoda; Lepetellida; Haliotidae
Product: sialate O-acetylesterase-like
Exons: 9
Coding region: 93-1589 (498 amino acids)
Biological process (GO): carbohydrate metabolic process
Molecular function (GO): sialate O-acetylesterase activity
Source: RefSeq, a predicted model, not a curated record